UUCCCCAAUGCCUUGUAAGCAUUUGUCUCCAACUUUGCCCGUCUCUGUCUGCUGACAGGACCUCUUUUGUUCAGUCCCCUCAAGACCCAGGGGCACAUCCCUGGGUGGGGUUGGAGCUGGACACAGCUCGAAUACAGAAGCAUGAAGGUGAGGCAGGCACACGAAAGAGAAAGGAAAGGCCACAAGGCGCCCGGCCCCCGCAGGACGGGUCUAGACAUGCUGGGCGCUCCCCGGUUAGGACCCAACCUACGCUGGGCGCCUCCUUGGGAAAGGAGAAGAGGAUGGAUGCCAGUCUCCAAAGUUGCUCUGCACCCUCAGGGAAUCAGAUGACCCACUCCUACCUUAAGAUUUGUGAACAACAACAAUUAAAAAAAGGGUGAAGGUGGGACCAGACCCGCCCUUCCCCAGCUUCUUAUAAGGGCUGAGGACCUGGGACUACAGGUUCACACACCAUGAUUCUGUUUAGAAGACACAGGACCUUCCUGCUGGCCUUCACACUGCUCUGUACCCUCCUGGGUCUCGGGUGCCCUCUAACUUGUGAGGUGUGCAAAGGCUCGGGGCACACAUGCAGCGGGAAGAUGAAGACCUGUGAAGACGGCAAAGACGCAUGCGUGGUCCUAGUGAGCGAGUCCAGCACAAAGGGCCGAAAGUCAGUGAACACCUUCAAGGCCUGCAUGAAGUACAAAGACUGCUACUCAGGCUUCGUAUCAACCACCAUGACUCCCAGUGACUACAUGGUGUCCAACGCCCACUGCUGUCAAAGUGACGGUUGCAACAGUGGCUCUGUGCCCCCUCCCUUGAACAAUCGGACAGAGAAUGGCCUGAUGUGUCCCUCCUGCAUUGCGCCCUUCCAGGAGACCUGUCCAGGAACCCAGGCAGCUCGCUGCGUGGGCCGGGAAACACACUGCAUCUAUUUUGCUGGCAAUGUGCAGGCUGGUAUUAUCCACACGAAAUUUGCCACGAGGGGCUGUGCUACAGAGAGCGCCUGCCACACCAAGGCAGGGGCUGAGGUCCCUUCAGCCUUCUAUCUCUACUUCCUGCGCCGGGCAGACUGCCUUCCAGCCCCUUACCCUCCUGGCAGGGGAGAGUGAAGAACCGAGAAGUAUGUAACUUGAGGAGCCCUGCAGCUUUCCAGCUGCCUGUAAAUUAAAACAGAUCGACAGUACAAACCUCA
This is a messenger RNA of Mus musculus (house mouse), 1174 nucleotides long. RefSeq names its product phospholipase A2 inhibitor and LY6/PLAUR domain containing (gene Pinlyp). Gene Ontology annotation, cellular component: extracellular region. NCBI's taxonomy places the organism in Eukaryota, Metazoa, Chordata, Mammalia, Rodentia, Muridae. The record is from RefSeq and is a predicted model, not a curated record. The coding region runs from base 453 to 1091 and encodes 212 amino acids. Gene Ontology annotation, molecular function: phospholipase inhibitor activity. The transcript is spliced from 6 exons.